Messenger RNA from Caenorhabditis elegans, 1200 nucleotides. RefSeq names its product Prion-like-(Q/N-rich)-domain-bearing protein (gene idpp-15). Bases 52 to 1110 code for a protein of 352 amino acids. NCBI's taxonomy places the organism in Eukaryota, Metazoa, Nematoda, Chromadorea, Rhabditida, Rhabditidae. The record is from RefSeq and is marked reviewed. The transcript has 4 exons.
AAUCUAAGUUGUGAGACUCUACAUACUCAUACUUCUAUUCACAUCGACAAGAUGAUGCUCCGAGUUUUAGUAUUCACCUCCCUUGUUGCUUUGUCAAUUGCUCAAUUGACAUCUUCAUGCCCAUCCUGCAACACCAACUCGAAUUAUGGUACCUCAUCUGGAUCAUCAUCAUACAAUACGAACGGAGUUCAACGUGACUCAACUGAUGGCUCAUCGAACAAUCAACCAGGCUAUCUUCCCGAUUAUCAAGGCGAUCGAUACACUGAUCCUCAACGAAUUGCUGAAACUCAAGCUCUGAACAAAGCCUUCUUCGACUCAAUUGGAGGAGCUCCAUCCCCACCACCAUUGACCCCAGCUCAACAAGGAAUGAAUGGAUCUUCUUCUUCUACCGGUGCUCCCUCAACAACAUAUUCUCCAACGUCAACCUAUGGAUACUCAUCUCAAAACUACAAUCCAUCAUCUGCCUCAUCUUCAAAUGUCUACAGAAACCCAUCCACUUCAUAUGGAAAUACUCAACAAUCGAAUCAAAACUAUGUUGCUUAUGAUACAACCAACCAGAACUCACCAUAUUAUUACCAAAGAGUUCCAUCAACUGCUCAAUACAACUCUGUUCUUGGAGUUAACGCCGGCUUCCCACAAUCAUCGAAUCAAAACCAAGUUCUUAGAGAUCAAAGUAAUAAUCAAGGAUACAUGAACAACAAUCAAGGAAUGUACAACACCCAAACAACUCAAGGAUACGGUAACAAUCAAGGAUCAUAUCAGAAUCAGAUGAUGUACAACAACAACAAUCCACAAAAUACUCAGACCACCACAUUCUUGUAUGCAAGCAGUAUUCAACCACAACAGCAGCAACAGCAGCAACAAUACAACAAUCAAUAUAAUAAUCAACAAAUGAAUUCAAACGGAUACAAUAACCAACCGAUGUACGAUCAAAGCUACAGUACCCAACAAUACGGUAGCAGUACUCCAUCUCCACAAUACUCAGCCGAUUCGAUUUCCUGUUGCUCACAAGUCAGCUCAACGUGCUGCUAUCAAACUCAACAAGGAUACAAUACCCCAUCGAACAAUGUUCAGUACUCUCCAUCAGUCUAUCAGUAUGGACGAAAGUAAUAAUUUCUCCAAUUUCUUGUACAUUUUCUCACUUGCCACAUUUGCACUGUCAGAUUGUAUAGAUUACUCAGAAUAAACAGAUUGUAUCAG